Messenger RNA from Amoebophrya sp. A120, 2548 nucleotides. The record is from the annotation of a GenBank genome assembly. Lineage: Eukaryota; Dinophyceae; Syndiniales; Amoebophryaceae.
AGCAGCUCCUCGGCUAUGUAUACCUCCCACAUCCGAUUUUAACUGAAAUAGCUUUGGCUUGUUGAUGUUUGAUCUACUUCUCGAUGGACCGGAUCGAUACAAUGAAUUUCACGAUGGCGGUUCACCAACAUAUCCACUAGCUAAUCCAAGUAUAUGGAACUGAACAACUUCGAGAGGACAGUACACACGAACAUGGAUUCGACGAUGGGUUGAACAUCAACAACAAGAGCUCUUCUUGGCGUUAAUAUCUAGAAGUUCUUCUGAGUAUACCACUUUCAUUUUCCCAAGAAUUCCCAACAAGACCACAAAGCAAAAGACUCCCAAUCACCAAAGACCAUGUCCGCCCUCUCUCCCCGCGAGUCCACCCUGGCGGACUUCCUCCGGUCGCCGGACACAGUCGAAAACGCGAUGGAAUUGGUCCAAAACACCCACAUUCUCAACUACCUCACCGACACCACGCCGCAACAGAACCAAAACAACAAUAAAGACCACCUGUCCGACGUCCAGCGACUACAAGUUCUCAAACGGCUGCUCCAGUACAGCCAGCUUUGGGACAAAUUCGCAACCUUCGUCACGAAAUUGUGGAAACCACUAUCAACGUCCGGGCGAAACAGAGCCACCGCGGAGAAAUUUGAGGAGCAGGCAAACCUGAUUCAACCGGUUUUGGAAUUACUGCUGUCGUUAGAUGGGGACACCGCUGUCGAAGCGAGGAGCAACCUCAUCACUGCCGAUUUGUUGAAAUUCGACAACUUCGCCUGGAUGUUGAAGCAGGAUUUGAAGACGGCGAAUUUAUUGACGAAAUUGCUCUGCGAAACUGGGGUGAAAGAACGAGUGGAGCUAGUCAAUACUGAAGAACACAACUCGCAGGACUUCUCCCUCCUCGUGUCCGCGCAAACGGAGGAUGACGAGAAGAAAUUCCGGUAUCUACAACUCGUCGCGGACUUGAUUUCCGCGGACGUAGAAGUGCCGAAGUCCGCAUUUCAACUUCUAGUCCAAGCGUAUUUCACAGAGGAUAUCUUGUUGAAGCUGAAUGCGGUGCAGCUAUUUGAGCAGUUGGGGACGAGCAGAUACGGACGCAAAUUAUUACUAACGGAAAACCUGCCGAAUUUGAUCAAACAAGAACUGACCGAGGGAGAUAAUAUGCAACUCUCCUUAGACCCGAAGAUCGCGCCAAUGUGCGUGCUCUUCUGCUGCUUCAUUUUACAACAAGAGCCGGAGAACUAUUUCAACGAUUUGUACGAGCAGUUGAUUCUAAAGUACGUGGAAGAAUUCCUCGCCGCCCCGAACACGAACGAAAUCGCGAAGCUCUGCUUGUUAUGCAUUGCAAAAGUAUCGUACUAGUAUAAAUCGCAAUACAAGUUUUUCCAGAAGGAAAAAUGGAAUUUGUAAUGCUGAUUUCGCUAAGAAACAAGAUUUGUCAUGCAUGAUUGCAAUUAGUACGAGUACGAUACUUUUGCACAGGAUACUUGUUAAAAAUGUUCGGCGCGGUGUUUCAGGUGCACUUCCCCAACAGCCAAUAUGGAAGCGUCAGGUUUGAAAUCGACAGAGUUGAAAUGAUUUGCCAUGCAUAAAAUGCAAAGCAUGAAGCGCCUGUCUUGCCGGGAAGGCAAGUGAUGCCGAUUGUGAGCCUGUUUAGGGUUUGGAAUAGCGCUACUAGAGUAGCACGACAAAAGCGGUCUUCUGUGCCCAAACAGCACGACAAAUUGGACUCCGGUGCUCUGAAAAUUUGUCAUGCGCCGCUUCAUAAGUGGGCUUCCGACUGGUAUCGGUUUUAUGCAUCACAAACUAUUUCAACUUUGAUGAUUUCGAUCCUGACGCUUCCAUAGCCAGAAGAACGCGGUAGUGGAGUCAAACUGGGUGGAGUUCGCGAAGGGGGCGAUAGCGAAAUCCACGAAUCCGGAAAUCUGCAAAGCAGGGUUGGUCGCCUGGAUCAUUGCGACGACCAGUACGGAGAAAAACCAAGAGUCCAAAGCGAAUCUGAAAAUCGCCCCCCACGUGAUCCGGCCGGCGUUGGAGUUAUUGACGAAACAGAGUUUGAAUGCGGAAUUAAGGCCGUUUUUGUACCAGUUACUCGCGAACCUCGCCUGUGACUUCAGCUGCGCGAGGAUGCUGAUUGAGUCGGACGAAAUAAGGCAGAUUCUGCUGGAUUUCGGCUCGGAAACGACGCACGACGGGCGGGUGGAGAAGCAUUUGUUUGUGAAGAAUUUGUUGGAAAAGACGGAAGUGUGCCGGCAAUUGCUGGAUGAACAGGGAUUGGAAAUGUUGGAGCUGUAUGUGCGGAAAGGGCCGUACGGGGCGGUGGGAAGUAUGAUGGAAGCGCGAGUGCAGGUGGGACAGGAGACGGCGUGAGAUGGGACGACGAGGAGGAGACGAGAGGAUGGCUUUUUUGAAGAUGAUGCGACGGUGAUCGUGAUGUCAGUUGAUGACUUAGCUUUGUUUCAUAUCUUCACAGGUGGUCCGUAAUUGUGACGAUAUCGAUAUCCACUUCGCACUAUUUUUACUGACGACACUGACAGAGCUGAACAAAAGUACUUACUAAGAUGUCCAA